Paramecium octaurelia is the source of this 329-nucleotide messenger RNA. NCBI's taxonomy places the organism in Eukaryota, Ciliophora, Oligohymenophorea, Peniculida, Parameciidae. The record is from the annotation of a GenBank genome assembly.
UAAGGCUUUUUUUUUUAUCAAAUAUUUAAAAGACAAUAUUUUGGGUUAUUCAUUUAAAGCAAUGAAUCGAAGAGAUUGCAUUUCCCUAGAGAGGUAUGAAUUUUCUAUUAAUGUUUGAUUCUUUAAAGAAGUCGUAGAUGAAUGCUUUUGGGAAUAAUUCAAUUCAAUUGUUGCUCACCAAUAUUGUGUGAUACUAGAUAUCGUAAAAUUGAGGGAAGAAGGACGUUGACCCAUUAUUUAAGAAAUAUAUAAUUAGCAUUUAAAGGGUCUUUCUUGGUUUUUUUCUUCAAAUUCACGAUUAUUUCUAGAAAAAUAAUCAGCUACUGAUC